Messenger RNA from Esox lucius (northern pike), 4727 nucleotides. RefSeq names its product signal transducer and activator of transcription 6, interleukin-4 induced (gene stat6). The record is from RefSeq and is a predicted model, not a curated record. Gene Ontology annotation, molecular function: RNA polymerase II cis-regulatory region sequence-specific DNA binding; DNA-binding transcription factor activity, RNA polymerase II-specific. Gene Ontology annotation, biological process: regulation of transcription by RNA polymerase II; regulation of cell population proliferation; cell surface receptor signaling pathway via JAK-STAT. Lineage: Eukaryota; Metazoa; Chordata; Actinopteri; Esociformes; Esocidae. Bases 497 to 2854 code for a protein of 785 amino acids. The transcript is spliced from 22 exons.
GAUUUACUUUCGUUUUCAGGCCGACAUUAGCUAAGUCGUUUAUGCAGUCGUUUUAUGGAUGCGCAUAUUCCUGUAUCAUUUCUUUCUCACUUCCUGAAUACAUUACAUCAAGACCACAACACGUAUUUUUAUUUAAAUUAGCAUUUUAACUAUUUAAGCACAACUUUCGGGUGCACAGAAAAACAGAAUCAGAAUAAUCGUUAUUCGUUAAGUAACAUAGGCCUACAUUUACAUAUAUCGAUGAAUUGUAGUUUAAAAGUGCUAGUGGUGGACAUAGGGACAAAAUACACAAAAUCUACUGAAAGUUGUCAUUACCAUAAUAUAAAGGAGCGAAGAGCAGGAGGUUCCCACCAAUGCUGGAGAGGAUGAAAGUGUCACCAUAGUGCCGCUAAUCUAUCCAGCUGCUGUCCAUCCUGAAAGUCUUCCGGGUUGGUUGCCUUGCCUCAGCCCCUGUUCGGUGUCUUGACUGGUGUUCGGUGAAAAGCUCUGCUUCACCAUGGCACAGUGGGCGCAGAUGAAACAGCUGAUUCCCUAUCUGCCAACGCAGGCGCUUAACGAGCUCUACCCAAACUCCUUCCCCAUGGACGUCAGGUGCUACCUGGCCAACUGGAUCGAGGAGCAGAGAUGGGAGGACUUUGAUCUAGAGAAGGUAGAGCAGGAGCCACAGGCCUUGUCUCUGUUGGACCAGAUCACUUCCUACCUGUUGAGCCUUGCCCAGCAGAACCCCAACGUGGUGGAGAGGAUGAGACUGCAGCACAUCUCCAGGAGCAUGAGCAUGAUGCGCUCGCAGCCCCUGAAGCUGGUGCUCACCGUGAGGGACGUUCUGAGGAAGGAGAGAGACCUUCUCAGUCGGACGUCCGCUCAGAUCCCGCCCCACUUCCCCCCGUCCCCAGCCCAGGAUCCCAUCUCUGUGGGCCCCUCCACCCGGGACGUGGACCUGCUGGUGCUCAAGGUGCUGGAGAUCCAGAACUGCAGACAGCAGAUCCACCAGCUGCAAGAGGAACUCAACUGGGAGAGGCAGAACUAUGAGUCAAUCCAGGGCUUUGGAACAGGCACUCUUCAGCAGGCCUCGACCAAUGGAAUGGACACCGGCAUCUCAGAGGUCACCAAACUGCAGAAUAACAUUAAACAGCAUGAGUACAAUGGCCAGGUCAUAGCCAAGAAGCGUGUUCAGUUGCUCCAGGAUGCUGUAUCUAGUCUGGAGAGUUGCCAGUCUCGUCUGAUCAGCCGAAUCAAAGCCUGGAGGUGGGAACAGCAUCAGGCUACCAUAGGACACCCCUUUGAUGACAACCUUAGCCCUAUGCAGACAUGGUGUGAGCAACUUCUUGGGGUGAAUGGGAAGUUGAGACAGGAAGUGAUGCUGGCCGGCGAGCCAAUCCCAGAGCUGCAAGACAGACUGGGACUUCUGCUGCAAACCCUAAUUCAGAGCUCUCUGGUGGUAGACAAGCAGCCUCCCCAGGUAAUUAAAACCCAGUCCAAGUUCUCUACCACCGUGCGCUACCUGCUGGGGGAGAAAGUGGCGCCGGGGAAACCAGUUCUCCUCAAGGCUCAGAUUAUCACUGAGGCCCAAGCAAGAAACCUUGGACAGCUAGGCAGCGUACCCAGUGAGAAUGUUGGAGAAUUAAUCAACAACACAGCUAUUUUGGAACACAACACCUCCAGCAAGAGCACCUGUGCCACUUUCAGGAACAUGUCUAUAAAGAAGAUAAAGAGAGCCGACAGGAAGGGGUCGGAGUCAGUGACCGAGGAGAAGUUUGCUCUCUACUUCACCACGGAGAUCAGUAUCACCGGUUGUGACAUCCCCUAUAGGAUACAGAUGAUCUCUGUACCUGUGGUGGUGAUAGUCCACGGCAGUCAGGAUAACAACGCCCUAGCGACCAUCAUCUGGGACUGUGCCUUCUCUGAACCAGACAGGAUUCCAUUUGUAGUUCCCGAGCGUGUGCCCUGGAAGCAAAUGUGCAUGACUCUAAACAGCAAGUUCAUGUCGGAGGUUGGGACACAGCGUUGCCUAGACAAUUACAACCAACAUUUCCUGGCCCAGAAGAUAUUUGACAAGCCAGACAUUGCUGGAGACUACAGCAACAUGCUGGUUUCCUGGGCACAGUUCAGCAAGGAGGUGCUUCCUGGACGACCUUUCACCUUCUGGCAGUGGUUUGAUGGCGUGAUAGAGCUUACCAAGAAGCACCUGAAGAGCUACUGGAGUGACGGGUUGAUUUUUGGUUUCAUCGGUAAGCAGCACCUCCACCUAAUUCUGAAGGACCGACCCAAUGGAACGUUCCUACUGCGCUUCAGUGACUCAGAGAUAGGAGGCAUCACCAUCGCUUAUGUGGCCCCCUCAGAGAAUGGGGGCCAGAAGAUCCAGAAUAUUCAGCCAUCCACUAAGAGAGACUUAGAGAUCCGUUCCCUUGGCGACCGUAUUCGAGACAUUGACUUCAUCACACACGUGUAUCCAGAUCUGCCGAAGAAUGAUGUGUUUCGGAAAUACUAUACAGAUAACCCACUGCCCAGUGGAACUGGGUACCUGGCCGUCUCCAUACAGACCAGGGUGGGAGUCAGGGAAUCCCACUGUGAAUCUCCUCAGCGCAGUGACACCCCACAGGACAACUGUCCUUUCUUUGCCAUGGACCAAGGGAAUACAUCGGCCACGUCACCAUUCUUCCCUGUCUCUCCGCAACAGACGUUCCCGUCUAGCAUCCAGCCGGUUCCGGUACCAAUGCCGGGGAUCUACACAGACCCGCUGCCCGACCCCAACAGACUCUUCUCUGGACUGGACAUGUCCCAGGGCUCAUCCACUGAGAUGGAACUAGAGCAUAUUCUGAACACUUUUGUCGAAAGGCCGGGUGAAGAUGUGUAGGGAGAAUAGGAGAAAGAACUGUGGGUGUGGAGUAGGGGAGGAGGAGGACAGCAGGAGUAGGGGAGGAGGAGGACAGCAGGAGUAGGGGAGGAGGAAGAGGAUCUCUCACAGGACAGCAGUACUAUACCACCUAAUCUAUCCUGUGUCGGAAUGUUCUCUUCACGGGACACAAAGAACAAUGGGGGAACUCUGUGGAGCAAUGUGGAUUUCUAAGGAACAAUCGGGAACUCUGUGGAACUAAUUGGAAUUAGUGGAGACGGGACAUUUGAGACACCAUCAUUCUAAGUGACGUCCACCCCACCCCAGUGGUUUACUAAGGACCACCAGAUCUGGGAACCAUGUAACAAAAGAAAAUCUAAAUGUCAACCCCUGCUCUUGGUUAUUACGUAGAUAUUAUAACAUUAUCAUUUUUAAAGCCAUUGCAGAAGCCAAAACGUUGACCGCACAUUAUGCAGGAUAAAUCAUUGUUUCCUGUUGUGGUGUUCCAUGGAGGUUGUGAGUCGGAUGGAUUUACACUAAGGGGGACGGGAAAACUACACCAAUCUGCAAACAAUUUACAGUGUAGCUGGUUUCCGAGACAACAGUCAGCGUAGUUGGCUGUUGGAUGUCACCUCAAGUAACGCAAACAGACCAGGAGCCGGGCUACCUACAAGUAACACAAACAGACCAGGAGCCGGGCUACCUACAAGUAACACAAAGAUCUGGAGCCAAGCUACCUACGGUAUGACACAAAGAACUAACUUUAUAGGCUUCCUCACAAGGAAAUGAACCAGAACACCACCACACUGUGACACUUGGCGUUCAAACCCUACUGUUUAGAGUAACCAUUGUUUCUUCUUAAAGUUGUCUUUCAAAAAAAUGCACAGCACACGCUGUUGGUAUUCAUAUGACAAAUAUAUGAUUGGAAACAGGUGGUGUUUCUUCUAUACAUCUGCGUAAUUAUCUUUUGAUAUGAUUGUGUACUAUGUAGUAGUUUAACGAUUCAUCAUUGUUUUUAUGUAAAAAUUAUAAAUUCAUAUCCUAGCAGACACCACAGAAUAAAUACUUUUUAUCCUGCUUGGGUCUUUGGGCUUGGGUUUUUUAAGUAUUUUUCUAUAUAAACAACUAGUUUUAAAAGGACAGUUUUGGGUUUUACCUAUUGGGGCUUUACCUAUUUCUGCGGAGACCGAUAAACUGUUGCCUAACUUGCGUUAGCAAAACAAAAUGGAAGUCUACUGGAACAGCAAUUUCCAGUAUUUAUGCUUUGCAAUACUUUAACUUUAAUGAAUGCUUAUGAAUAUGAAAUACUGAGUUACUUCAUACUGUAUGCAGAUUCAUUAAAUUGAAUUAAUUUACAUUCUGGGAAGUAGAUAAAAAUCCCAAACUGUCCCUUUAAAAUCAGUAAAAUAGAUAUGGUUGAUUUUUACAUUGCAUUGUAUACCGCCUAUCCCAUAACACUUAAAAUCACAAAAAGAUUGGUAUUCAAAACAUUAUUGGGUUUAUUCGGUUUGGGUAAAUACAAUAUUUUUGUUUUAUGACAAGUUUUCAACUUAUCACAGUAUAUGUAUCAUAUAAAACAACAUAUUGUUCUAAAAUAUACAAUACUGUUAUUUCUUUAUCAUUUGCACCAUUUAACCAACAGUGCUUAUGUUGUUAUAGACCCCAUUAUAUAUUUAAUAGACACCAUUAUGUAUUCACUUUUUUUCCUCAACUGUGAAAAGGAAUGUAUGAUAUAUCUGAUCAAUUUCUUUUAUUUCUUAUAUUUUUCUGUUUGUUGUGAUCAUGGAUGCAAACAUUAAGCAUGUGUGCAGUAUUAUUGGAAUUCUUCACCAGUCAUACUCUUUCUUAGUUCUACACUUAAUCAAAUCAAUAAAUGUUUUUCUGUAACUAUAAA